Molecule: messenger RNA, 1206 nt
Organism: Vanderwaltozyma polyspora DSM 70294
Lineage: Eukaryota; Fungi; Ascomycota; Saccharomycetes; Saccharomycetales; Saccharomycetaceae
Gene: PEX35
Product: Pex35p
Exons: 1
Coding region: 1-1206 (401 amino acids)
Source: RefSeq, a predicted model, not a curated record
AUGGUUCAGAAUAAGCACAUAUCUAGGUUGAUUAGAUAUGUAAUGUUUGAUAGUGGUGGUGCUGGUGGUAAUGGUGGUAGGGAUUCAGUUUUUGGUUGUAUUGCCAAGGUUUUGAAACGGCUAAGAUCAGUUUCUUUGGUGUCUGUCGUUAUACUAUUGAUUAAAUUACGAAAGACUCCAUACAAUUAUCGAAGCCAUGUAUUGAAAGUAUGGUUGAGAAAUGCUGGAUCCAUUGGGUUGCUAUCGAGUGUAUCUCCGAUUGUAAAUAAGAUACUUUCAUUCGAGAUCAAUGGCGUUUCAGUUGGUGACGAUAAGUUUAAGAGGUUUGUAUCUUGGAAUGCUGCAGUAUGUAGCUUUCUAUUAGUCGUUACAAAAGUACCAAAUUGGAUUACAAGUUAUGUGGCAAUUGAAUCGAUCUCAGAUUCCAUUUAUAAUUUACCAAGAGUGCAUUCUUUUAUUGAAAAUUGUGAUGAGAAGCUGUUGAACUCGAUGAGACAAGUGUUUUUCUGUUUCUUAAUCCCAAUAUUAGACUCAAAAGUUUCAAAGGAUAAUAGAGGUUCUCAGUUUUUGUUUGGAAAGAGAACUUUAAUCAAAGAUUUCUUGAUUUUUUUGGCCAUUUGGGAUUUCCUUUCACUUUUCAAUAUGAUAAAAUCGUUUUUUAUUAAAUCUAAAGACUCAAAUACUGUCCCUGAUGUUAAUUCAAAAAAUAACAAAAAUAUUCAUAAUGAUGAAAAACCUUUGAUAUCUUCGAAUUUGAAACCAUUAUUCGAUAAGUUAAAUGAAAUUCAGGAAUUGACCAACAGUAACAACUUUUCUUUAUUUGAAAAAUUUAUGAAUUCUUAUAUUAUUAAAAACAUUUUACCAUCAAUGAAAUGGGCAGUUUGGAGACAAUUGGUAUUAUAUUUAUUUGUUAAAAAUAAUAAGCUUAAUAAAAAAAAUGCAUUCGCCGGUUGUACUAAUUUAAUGAAAUCGAUCAUAUUAGUUUUUGGAUUCCUAAUUGUUGAUGGCAAUGCAAAUUUAAAUGUAAGACCUGGAGUUUUACGUUUUUUCAUUAGAAGCAUCCUAACAAAUAAAUUAAAUAAAAUCGAAUUGGAAUUUGAUAACUUCCAUAAUUUUGUAUUUUUAUUAUCAUCUCAGCUUGCUUUCUACAAUUACAAUAACAGUGAUAGUAGCAGCAGUAGUAGUAGUAAUAGUAAUAAAGUAUAA